AUUACGGUUUGCCCGACAGGAAUUAAUACUAAAUUAUAAUUAAAUAAAUUUUCCCGAAUUUUUCUUACCACAAAAAAAAAGGUCAAUAAACAAAAUCGAAUAUGAUUUCGCAUUAAACUCAGUUUCUCACCCUGUUUGUCUAUUCAAACAUUUUAUUGAGCUUUCCCAGUUUAUUCAAUGGGAUAAGCUAUAUGCGGAACAACUUAUAUAAGAGGUCUAAUAAAAUCAAUCAUGAAAAAGAAAAUCUGAAACAAAAUUCAGUAAUUUUUUAUUUUAACUAUACCAAAUUUCUAUAGCCUCUUUUAAAAAUGAGUCAAUUUAGUAUAUUUAAAAAGGCUAUUUUAUAUUUAUUAUUAUUGGAUCUGACUGAAAUUCUAGCUCAAACAACUUGUAAUAAUGGUAACGGGAGAGUUUUAUAUGAAAGGCUUCCUAAUCAACAAUUACAAGGCUUUGAUGAUGAUGUGGUCAGAGACACAGCCCCGCCUUUUAGAGUAUUAGAAAAAUGUCAAGAUCUAUGUUUAAGAGAUCGAACCGCAUCAAACAAUUUAGUAAGAACAUGUACAAGUUUUGAUUUCCAACCUGGAAGUCGAAUAGCAUCAUUUAGUGGUAGUGCUGAAUAUGAAGAAUCAACAUGCUAUUUAACAAGAGAACAAGCUGCACCCGAAGGCAUUGGAAAUUUAAUGUUGGUUCCAAAUAGCGUACAUUUUACGGAAGUUUGUUUAUCUUCCAAUAGACCAGAAAGGGAAUGUCCAAGUAGACGAUAUGUUUUUGAACGACACCCUAGAAAAAAAUUGAAAUUACCCUUAUCUGACAUAAAAGAGCUUACCGCUGCCAAUAGAUCUGAUUGUGAGGACAAGUGUCUAAAUGAAUUUUCUUUUGUGUGCAGAUCCGCAAAUUUUGAUUCAACGCUAAGAACUUGUAGUUUGAGCAGAUUCACAAGACGUACUCAUCCCGAAUUACUAGAAGACGAUCCAAACUCAGAUUAUUUAGAAAAUACUUGCUUAAAUGCUGAAAGACGGUGUGACGGAUUGGCAGUUUUCGUCAAAGAAGAAAAUAAACGACUUGGAGGCCCUUUCGAAGUUGAUAUAUUCAAUAACAUGACAUUAGAGGAAUGUCAGACAAUGUGUCUACGAGCUGAAAAAUACUUUUGUCGAUCAGUUGAGUUUGAUGAUCAAACAAAACAAUGCAUUUUGUCUGAAGAAGACUCGAUUUCUCAAAAAGAUGAUAUAAGUAUUAGUUCAAGUCCAACACAUCAUUUUUAUGAUUUAGUCUGCUUAGAUAAUCAACGUGGUACAGAUUAUCCAGAUAACUCUGUAACGUCCCAUUUGUUCUCAAGUGGUAGGAGACCAGACACUGCCUUUCAAAGAUAUCGAAAUUCUAGAUUAGGAGGUGAAUUUCAUUCAGAAAUUACAGGACGUUCACUAAGUGAAUGUUUAGAUGAGUGUUUGAGGCAAACUAGUUUUCAAUGCAGAUCUGCAGUUUAUAGUGAUCGCUUUCGAACUUGUCGAUUAAGUCGCUAUAAUCAGAGAGAUGGAAUGCGAAUUAUUUACGAUGCAGAUUAUGACUACUAUGAGAAUUUAAUGCUAAACGUCGUUGGAAGUGAGGGACAUGAUGAAAGACCACCAUCUAGACCUGAUAUGAAUACAGGAACUGGGCCAGAUUGGAGACCACCAAAUGAUAAUAAUAGAUUUCCUAAUAGACAUCCAGAUGAUAGAUAUCCGUCUUCAGAAGGAAGAUUUCCUUUCGACGGAAAUAGAUAUCCUCCCAACUAUGAUAACGGUGGAAGAUACCCACCUGGUCCUGAUGGUGGAAGAUAUCCACCUGGUAACGACGCAGGCAGAUAUCCACCUGGAAACGACGGAGGCAGAUACCCACCUGGAAGUGAAGGCGGCAGAUAUCCACCUGGUAGUGAAGGAGGCAGAUAUCCACCUCCUGUUGGCGAAGGAGGUAGAUAUCCACCCGGUACUGACAGCGGGAGAUAUCCGCCUCCUAGCGAUGGCGGCCGGUAUCCACCUGGGGACAAUAAAUACACUCCAGCAAGAUUUCCGCCGCCAAGAGAUCCUGGCCGCUUUCCGCCUUUUUACCCACCAACAGACACACGAUAUCCUCCAACUGAAGAAAAAUAUCCCCCAUUUGUAGGAGGUAAAUACCCAGCUGGUCCCAAUGGGCGAUAUCCUUUAGAAGAAAUCUAUCCACCAAGUGGUUAUGACAGAUACCCGGCAAAACCUCCUCCAACUGAUUAUGAUCCUGGCGUUGGAGAUCAAUAUCCGUCUAAUGAAAUAGACAGAGAUAGAGAUCGAGAAAGGUAUCCUCCACCAGAAAGGUAUCCAUUAGAUAAUUAUGAUGACAGAUAUCAAUCACCUGCUGAUAGGGAACGAUAUCCAGGAUAUGGUGGAAGAUAUCCCUACAGAGAACGUUUACCUGGUGAUAAUAAAUACUACGCGGGUGGUGAUCGUUAUUCCCCGAUUACAGGAAACCAUCUACCUCAUGAUGAUUCAAGUCGCCCAUAUCCAAACGACGACAGAGCACCAUAUCCGUAUUAUGAUUACUUGAACCGACGUUAUCCACCUUCAAAUAGUCAUUCGAGAUAUCCACCACCUGAUGAAGAAAGAUAUCCUCCACCACCCCCUACACGAGGAUACCCUCCUGGUACGGGUUAUAUUGGAAGAGAACAUCCUUUUAGAGAUUUUCCUGAUAAACGUUUCAGACCAUCCUCCUAUCCUCAACGGUAUCCUCAAAUAGCACCCCCUUCUAAUUAUCCACCUCAAAGAUAUCCGCCCCCAGAUUACCCUGAUUUGGUAACCCAUAAUGCUGCAAGGCCAGAACCCGAUUCAGACAAAACUUAUCCUCCACAACCAACGAUAGAUAGCAAAUAUCCUCCUUCACAACCACCUCCUUCAAAUAGGUUUCCUAUAAGCAACGGAAGACAUCCAAUUGAAAUUUAUAAAUAUGGAAACACUGAUAGAUUCAGAGGAAGACCAUCAGAUUUUUACCGCGGCCACCCGUACUAUGAUUUAGAAUACGAUGAGCGUCCGUAUAGUUUAGGAAGACCGGAUUAUAGUAACUAUGAUCGUGAAUACGACAGUGGAUUUAACAGAAGGCCAAUUGGGGGAAUGGGAUAUCCACCGUAUGAACCCCCUCCUUAUAGACCUGGUAUAGCAGAUGGUUAUAAUGGAAUUAGCGGUGGUGCAAGUGCAGGGGUUGGCGGUUCUCGACCUCCACCUCCGAUUCCAUCACGUUGUGAUGACUUUGAUAACUUUAAACAAGUUGCUGCGAGACAUAAAAUGCGGAGACAGUUUAUAAGACGAUCUUUAAUUGCUGCUUCAUUGGCUCAAUGUCAAAGAGAAUGUGCUGAUGCACGAGAUUUCAUAUGUCGAAGCUUUAAUUACAGAGACACGGCAGGUCUAACCUAUGAUGAGCGGGAUUCUCCCAACUGCGAGUUAAGCGACCGAGAUAGUAGAGAACUAGAUAUCCACAACCCAACAUUGUUUGAUUCAGGCAAUUAUGAUUUUUAUGAACGUGGUUUGGGUAGAUCAGACGGAGAAUGCCUCGAUGUUUCACAAACUUGCAACGAAGAAGGAAUGGAAUUUACUUUAAGAACGCCGGAAGGAUUUGUUGGACGCAUUUAUACAUAUGGAUUUUAUGACAGAUGUUUUUUCCGUGGAAAUGGUGGAACUGUAAAUGUUCUAAGGAUUAGCGGACCCCAGGGCUAUCCUGAAUGUGGAACUCAGAGAUAUGGUGAUACUUUAACAAAUAUAGUAGUUGUUCAAUUUUCCGAUAACGUUCAAACUGGUCGUGAUAAACGCUAUAAUCUAACUUGUAUAUUUAGGGGACCAGGGGAAGCCGUAGUUACUUCAGGUUAUAUUGGAGCUGGUCUUUACAAUCCUGAUAGAUCUGGAAGUCCAAUUCCAAUCGAAUAUUUGCCAGCUGAAAACACAUUAAGCUCUAAAGUUCGUUUAAUGAUAUUGUAUCAGAAUAGACCAACGACAACGAUUGCUGUUGGUGAUCCUUUAACAUUUAGAUUAGAAGCUCAAGAUGGAUAUAAUCAUGUAACAGAUAUUUUUGCAACAAAUGUAGUUGCUAGAGAUCCAUAUUCUGGUAGAAGUAUUCAACUAAUUGAUCGUUUUGGAUGUCCAGUUGAUCCAUAUGUUUUCCCUGAAUUGGAUAAAUUACGGGAUGGAGAUACCUUAGAAGCAAGGUUUAAUGCUUUCAAAAUACCUGAAUCAAAUUUCUUAGUUUUUGAAGCAACAGUUAGAACAUGUAGAGAUGGUUGCCAACCUGCCUAUUGUCCAGGACCUUCUGGAAGAUCAGAACCUUCCUUUGGCCGCAAAAGAAGAUCUAUUAAUGAAACAGAAUACAUUGAGGAUGCAACAAACUCUACGACUGAAUUAAUAACGAACACUGAAAAAAAUGACACAAAGAUUAUCGAAAAUAGCGACGGUAAUUCACCAGAUGAAGCAGAACAAGUUCGAGAAAUGAUAGAAGUAUUUGAAUCAAGAGAAGAAAUCGAACAUGAAUCGUAUGCUCGGAAACUGAUAGCACCAAAGGAACAAGUCUGUAUGACAGACAACGAAUAUUAUGGAUUAAUAUCGGCUGUUAUAAUGUUAAUGUUCUUAUUGUUCACUAUAACAUUAAUAUCCGGUUUAGCUUAUAGAAAGUAUUGGAUAAUAAUUUCAAAGAAUCGUAGUGUUGAUCGUAGUUCGCCAUCAUCAUUUUCCCCAUCAACAUUGAGAACUCAUGAGCGAUUUAGUGAAAUCGGUAACUUAAACACCAACCGAAAUAAUCAAUUUAGAGGAAAUAUGUCAUUAUUUGGCAGUGGUUUGCAAAAAACGUUUGCUACCGGAAAUUUAGCAAGAAUGUGCCAAAUACCGGUAAAUUCAUUAAGAAAAAAUAUAAGCAAUGCACAAUUUGAUGAUCCUAGUGAACCGAUAUAUACAGAUCCAUCUUUAUUCGAACGAUCAAGGUCUUUAAGGAGCUUAACGGAAAGAAAUGAUAAUCAUGAUCUAUAAAAAAGACCCACCUUGAUUGAAUUCAUUUGCUUUAAAACUUUUCUUUAUAACUUUAUAAAACUGUAUAUACAUACAUAAUACAUAUAUAAUAUGUAUAAGAAUAAUUGUGUAGGAAAAAAAAAAUUGAUUAAAGUAUAAGAUUACAUGAAAUUUAGUUAAAAAAAAUAAAAAUUUAAAAUCUGAAAUCAUAAUUCAUUAAGUAAUUUUAUAAAUAAUGAACUAAAAAUAUUAUAAGAAAAAUAUUUUAUAUAUGUACGUUAUUAAUGAAAAAGGAAAUAUCCGUACAUUCUAUAUCAGUACGGAAGCUCAUAUUCACUGCAACUGUGAUUUUUGAAGCAAAACAAUUAUAUGAUGCCUCUGUUAUUUGUAUAUGGCGAACGCCUCCAAUAAUACUUUAAUUACUACUUAGAGUAGUAAUAAAUCUGGACAAAUAUGUAUAUACUAAUAAAAAUAUUAGACAAUAAGACAAAAUCAUUUUGAUAAAAAUUUAUUUAAAAUUCUUAAAACUUCAGAAAAGAAAAUUACUUAAAAAUGUGCACUUACCUUAAGCGUAUUAUUAAAAUUUAAAUAUAAAUA
Molecule: messenger RNA, 5585 nt
Organism: Condylostylus longicornis
Lineage: Eukaryota; Metazoa; Arthropoda; Insecta; Diptera; Dolichopodidae
Gene: nompA
Exons: 28
Coding region: 309-5009 (1566 amino acids)
Source: RefSeq, a predicted model, not a curated record